Messenger RNA from Cylindrotheca closterium, 309 nucleotides. The record is from the annotation of a GenBank genome assembly. NCBI's taxonomy places the organism in Eukaryota, Bacillariophyta, Bacillariophyceae, Bacillariales, Bacillariaceae.
AUGGCCGCCGCAAUUCCUGUUUUUACGAUCUAUAAUGCCAUGAUUUUAUGCCAAAUCCCUGACACUGGGAAUUUCCAAGGUCAAACUGACGCUCAACGUAUGGCAGAAGAGCUCUUUGACAACGAUCAACGUAUGGCAGAAGAGCUCUUUGACAACGAUUUUGGCACUGCCAUGACCAAGUCAAUCAAGCAAGUAUGCAAGGACGAAUUGUGUCAAGACCAAGGGCUCAAGACCGAAUCAGAGCAUUUGUACAGUGGAUUCGCGAUGAAAUUCGGAUGGGCAGGAACCCUGCACAACACCCUUUCCUAG